This is a messenger RNA of Pneumocystis murina B123, 1707 nucleotides long. RefSeq lists its product as hypothetical. The record is from RefSeq and is a predicted model, not a curated record. Bases 70 to 1707 code for a protein of 545 amino acids. Gene Ontology annotation, molecular function: phospholipid binding; clathrin binding. NCBI's taxonomy places the organism in Eukaryota, Fungi, Ascomycota, Pneumocystomycetes, Pneumocystales, Pneumocystaceae. Gene Ontology annotation, biological process: endocytosis; actin filament organization. Gene Ontology annotation, cellular component: endosome; clathrin vesicle coat; plasma membrane. The transcript is spliced from 5 exons.
AAAAAAAUAAAAGUUUAAGAAAUAUUUUAGAGGAAGAAGUGGCUUAUUUCUUAAUUACAAGAAGGAAAUAUGUAUACAGGAAAAGCAGCGAUUCGAACGGUAAAGAACUUAAAAUAUUCAGAUGUACAAAAUAAAGUAAGGUCAGCGACAUCAAAUGAUCCAUGGGGUCCUAGUGGAGUAGAGAUGAAUGAAAUUGCGCGUAUGACAUUUGAUCCGCAUAAUUUUAUAGAAGUAAUGGAUAUGUUGGAUCGUCGAAUGAAUGAUAAGGGAAAGAAUUGGAGACACGUAUUUAAAGCAUUGACAGUUCUUGAUUAUUGUUUGCAUAGUGGAUCAGAAAAUACAGUAAAAUGGGCUAAAGAUAAUAUAUAUAUUAUAAAAACUCUACGCGAAUUUAAUUAUGUUAGUGAAGACGGUAAAGAUCAGGGAUCAAAUGUAAGAAUAAAGGCAAGAGAUAUUACGGAACUAUUACAGGACGAUGAUCGUCUUCGUUCUGAACGAAAAAAUAGAACGCAUAUGCAUAAUCGCUUGGGUCUUCAACACAAUGAUAAUAUGUCGGGUAGCUCUUCAUAUAAAAAAUCGUCAUAUAAAAAGCAUUCACAAACGUUUGACGCGUCUGAUGACGAUAAAGAACUUCAACGUGCUAUAGAAGAAAGCAAACUUCAAUCGGAAGAUGAUAAACUCAGGUCCCUUUUAAAAACUAAACAGGAAGAAGAGGAAUUAGCUCUUGCUCUUCAACUUAGUAAAGAAGAAGAAGAACUGCGAAAUAUGGCAUUACUUCAAAAGGAAAGAGGUGCACUUUUACUUGAACAAUCUUUUCAGCAGCCACAGCAACCAUCGAAAUUAAUGGAUUUUUUCAUAAAAGAUACUUCUAUUCAACAGCCACAAAACAUUGAUUAUAUUCAAAAUAUGCAUUUACAGUCAACGAAUGCUUUUGAAAACCAACAAAAUCUUAAUACACAAAAUAUUGGAUAUUAUCAACCUCAAGAAAAUUAUCAAUUAAAUCAUUCUCAAAUAAAUUAUCCAUUGUUUCAACAGAAUGAACAUGCAAAUAAUCCAUAUUCUUCAUAUAUUGAUGCCCAAACAUUUCAAGGGGAUUCUCCAUUCGAUCAUUCUUAUCUUAAUCGCCCUCAGGAUCAAUUUAAAUCCCUUAGAGUAGGAUCAAAUAAUCCUUUUAUUCAAAUGGCAAACCUUAGCGAUUAUAAACCUAAUUAUAAUACUAUCAGUUCUCCUUUAGAAAUUUAUUCAGAUCAAAAAAGUGAAUCAAAUAAUACUAUCCCAACUGCACAAAGUAUUUUUUUUCCUCAACAUAAAUACGAUGCUAGCUAUCAGGCUAAAUUAUCUUCUAUAUUACAAGCAAAAAAUCCGGAGAUUGAUACUUUUGGUAAUACUGGCGAUCUCCGUAUUCCUAGUCAACAUAUAGCUUGCGAAUUUGUUAAUUCUUAUGGCAUGCGAACAAAAACAGAACCAACCAUAUCUGGUACUCUUAAUAAUCAAAAAUCUAAUCAAACUUUAUUUAAUCGACGACCGAUUUUAUCUGCACCAACUGGCGUCGGUUUUAAAAAUAUUUCAACACAAGAAAAUUGUAUAGACCUUUCAUCUACUUUUUCUCAAUCAACUAUCCAAGAAAAUAAUCCUUAUUUAUCAUCUUCAAAUCAUUCAUCUCAUUAUCAAAAUAAUCCACCAUCUGGAAGCUUAAUUGAUUUAUAA